Messenger RNA from Oryzias latipes (Japanese medaka), 2342 nucleotides. RefSeq names its product sodium- and chloride-dependent GABA transporter 2-like. The record is from RefSeq and is a predicted model, not a curated record. Gene Ontology annotation, cellular component: cell projection; plasma membrane. Gene Ontology annotation, molecular function: gamma-aminobutyric acid:sodium:chloride symporter activity. Lineage: Eukaryota; Metazoa; Chordata; Actinopteri; Beloniformes; Adrianichthyidae. Gene Ontology annotation, biological process: amino acid transport; nitrogen compound transport; sodium ion transmembrane transport.
GUGAUAAUUUUUCUAAAAAUUAGGUUUGAGUCUAAACAUGUCUCAUAUUUUUUUGUGUAGCUGUAAGCCCCGCGGUCAAACCUGUCCAUAAAAUGUCCAGUUGAAGAAUGUGCUCUCAAGCAUUCCUCUAUUUAUCAUCUGAAGUCUAAUGAAGCUCCCAAAAUGCAGCUAGAGGUCCCCCUUGUGGCUAAAAGGCAUGAAAAGGGUCAAUUAUUAGGUAAGCCUUAGGUAAGCCUUGAACAUAAGUUUCUAGUCAAGUCAACAUAAAAGAUCCUUCCCACUAGUUCAAUUCCUCACUCAGCAGGAUGGCAGAAACUCUGCGCAGCCCGUGUCAUACCCCGAUGAAGAAUACACAAGCUACUGGGGAGCGGGGCAAGUGGGGCAGCAAAAAGGAGUUUAUCUUGUCUGUUGCUGGGGCUAUUAUUGGACUUGGCAAUGUGUGGAGAUUUCCAUAUCUUUGCUACAAGAAUGGCGGGGGUGCAUUCUUUAUUCCUUACACGCUUUUCCUCGUGACAUGUGGAAUUCCUCUGUUCGUUCUGGAGGCAGCACUGGGACAAUACACCAGUCAGGGAGGCAUUAUGUGCUGGAGGAAAGUCUGCCCUCUGUUUGAAGGAAUGGGGUACGCCAGCCAAAUGAUCAUUUUCUUUGGAAAUAUCAGCUACGUUGUGAUUUUAGCUUGGGCCUUCCUCUACUUCUUCUAUUCCUUCUCGGGAGAGUUACCAUGGGCUACUUGUAAUAACAAGUGGAAUACAGAUCAUUGUGUGGAAAUCAACAACCAGAAUGCAUCUGUCAACUGGACCUCACUUGUGAAUUCGUCAUCAUCUGUUAUAGAGUUCUGGCAGCGGCGUGUGUUAAAAAUCUCAGCAGGUGUGGAUGACUUUGGAAGCAUACAGUGGGACCUUUCUUUGUGCCUGCUCCUGUCCUGGGUCAUCUGCUACUUUUGUGUCUGGAAAGGAGUCAGGUCCACUGGAAAGGCCACCUACUUCACAGCCACAUUCCCCUUCCUCUUAUUAAUAGUGCUUUUCAUCAGAGGAAUGACCCUUCCUGGAGCUUUCCAUGGCAUCAAGUACUACCUUUAUCCUAAUCCACAGCGCCUCGCUGACCCCCAGGUCUGGAUGGAUGCUGGAACACAAAUAUUUUAUUCCUAUGCUUUAUGCUUGGGAUACCUGACAACAUUUGGGAGCUACAACAAGUACAACAACAACUGCUACAGAGACUCCUUCUAUCUGUGUUUGUUGAACAGUGGAACCAGCUUCUUAUCUGGAUUUGCCAUUUUCUCAAUUCUUGGCUACAUGUCACAAAAGCAGGGUAUCGACAUCUCUGCUGUCGCUGAAUCAGGCCCUGGCCUUGUGUUCAUAGUCUAUCCACAAGCUGUGACCCUGCUGCCAUGGCCUCAGGUCUGGUCUGUGUGCUUCUUUGCAAUGAUAAUCCUGUUGGGAAUUGAUGGGCAGUUUGCCGGCCUUGAAAGCAUCAUGACCUCUUUAUCCGAUGUCUUCCCUUCCCAGAUCCGAAAGGGCUAUCACAGAGAACUGUUUCUGUUGCUCCUCUGUGCUGUUAGCUAUGGGUUAGGCCUGUUUUUGGUGACACAGGCAGGAGCAUACAUUCUGCAGAUCUUUGAUCAUUAUGUAUGCAGUGGACCUACACUUCUUUUGAUGGCAAUUUUCCAGUCAGUGAUUAUUGGAUGGAUUUAUGGAGCUGAUCGCUUCUUUGAAAACAUUGAGGACAUGAUUGGCUACAGACCUCUGUUCCUGUUCAAGUACUGCUGGCGUUACAUCACCCCUCUCGUCUGUACUAGCACCCUGGUGUUUUUGUUGCUGAAAUACACCCCUCUGAAGUUCAACAACACGUAUGUGUAUCCUUGGUGGGCUUACUGUGUUGGCUGGUUUCUGGCAAUGUCCUCGCUUUCCAUGAUCCCACUCAACAUGGUCUGUAAAGUGGCCAGAGGGAAGGGGACUCUGUGGCAGCGUCUAAAGAUGAACUCGCAGGCUGCAGAUGACCUGCCUGUAUCCAGUAAAGAGUUGGCAAACCUCCCUGCUUUACGCAUUGAGGAAACUGAUCAUCUAUAGAGAUCAAGAUCAUUUUUUAAAUGAUAUCUAAACUUAACUUUGAAAGUAGUAAUCCACAUUUUUUUUAAAUAUUGGGAUUUAUUUUUUCUUUGUUUGCAAAGACAGUCAUUUGCUUACAUUUUUUUCUUUUUUGUCGUAAAAGAAUCCCCUCUAUACCCCUGGAGUCGGGGUAUAGAGUGGAGGAAAACCAUUUGAUCUUUUCAUUUUUAUUAUACUGUAUUUAUCCCACGAAGGGAAAUUCGUCACCGCAUUUGACCCAUACCCUGGGGGAGCGGU